AUGGGCUGCGGCAGUUCCAGGGAAGUCACCGACGAAGAACGUUUGGCUUUUCUCGGGAAGGUGGAGCUCUUCAAGCGGCUGCCACGGGACGAGCUGCCAGCGCUUGCCCGAUCUGCAGAGGAGGUUGUGUUUGCCAAAGACGACGUCAUCAUCAAGCAGGGUGCCGAAGGAGAUGAGUUCUUCAUCCUGAAGAGGGGUACAGCAGGUGUGGAGGUCAACGGUCAUCGGAUCGCCACGCUCAAGGCAGGAGAUUACUUCGGAGAGAAUGCUUUGUUGCGCGACACGCCGCGGACCGCUACCAUCACUGCAGCCAGCGAGAUCAAAGCACUGAGAAUUACUCGGGAAGCCUUUGUGAAGCUGGAGCUCCACACAAAGCUGGAGUUUGGAAAGAGAGGUGCUGUUGGUGGAGGCAAAAUGGCGAAUGCUGAAAUUAAAGCGGCCGAUCACAAGACUGACGGUGAGAAGCAGCUGAUCGCUGAGGCCUUGAAGAACAACGCGAACCUGAACAUGAUCGCCAGCCUCGAUGACGAGAAGAUUCGGGCCAUGGUGAAGGUCAUGUGGAAGGAGGAGGUGCCCAAAGGAACCGCCCUCAUUCAGCAAGGCGACCUCCAGGCCGACUACUUCUACGUCGUCCAGUCGGGCAGUUUUCAAGUUUCCAAGACCGAGAGCGCUGCCAGUGCCGAGAAGGUGAUAUCUUCCGCCAGCGCCCUGGGAACGAUCGAGGCCGGCGGCAGCUUCGGGGAGUUGGCCUUGUUGUACUUCGCGCCCCGGGCGGCCACCUUGACGGCCACAGCAAACGCCGUCGUUUGGGUCACCGCACGUCAACAAUUCAAAGAGCUCCUCAUGAAGGCCAACGAGACAGAGAUUCAGGAGAACCUCAAGCACGUCAGCCGCUGCGAUUGCUUUUCUCCACUCAAGGAGACCGAGAAGAAGGAGUUAGCAGCAGCGAUGAACGAGAUGACCUUCAGCAAGGAUGAGCUGGUCUUCGAGCAGGGUGAGCGCGGAACACAGUUCUUCCUCCUUGUGGAAGGCGAGGUCAGCGUGGUCAGGGACGGCAAGGAAGUCACCAAGAUCAAGGCCACCCCAGAGAAGGCGCCAUACUUCGGUGAGAAGGCACUGCUCGAGGACGAGCCACGAGCAGCUACCAUCAAAGUCCUCUCCAAUGUGGCCAAGACGCUGGUGGUCGACAAAGAAUCCUUCGAGAUCCUCCUUGGAUCCUUGCAGGAGCUCACGAGGCGUGGCAAAGACGGCACGGGCUCCGUGAAGCGAGCGGUGCCCGUCACGGCGGCCGCUCAAAGCGCCAGCUUCGGGAAGAUCAAGUUCAAGGAUUUGAAGAAGCUUGGCUUGCUGGGCUGUGGUGGUUUUGGCGCAGUUGAAAUGGUGGAGGAUCUCAACACAGGAGAGACUUACGCACUAAAGGCUUUGAGCAAGGGAUACGUGGUGAAAAGUGGAAUGCAAAGCAGUGUCAUCAGCGAGAAGAACGUUCAGCUGCUAUGCGAUUCUCCCUUCAUUGUGAAGCUUUACGAGACGUUUAACUAUGACCAGUCUUUGUACUUUUUGCUGGAACUGGCCUUGGGCGGCGAGCUCUAUGCCACCUACAACAAGAAAAACUUCUGGGGAAAUGAAAAGUGCGGGAAGUUCUACGUGGCCGGCACUGUCUUCGCCUUCGAGCACCUGCACAGCAAGAAGAUCAUCUUCCGGGACCUCAAGCCAGAGAACCUCCUGCUCAAUGACAAGGGCCACGUGAAGCUCACAGACAUGGGCCUCGCAAAGGUGGUGCCUGGUAAGACCUUCACAACUUGUGGCACUCCUGACUAUUUCGCUCCGGAGCUUAUCGCAUCCAAAGGCCACACCUUGGCAGUGGACUGGUGGACACUCGGAAUCUUGACCUUCGAGCUCUGCUCGGGUCAUCCACCCUUCGAGUCCGCCACGCCAAUGCAGAUCUAUGCCAAGGUCCAGAAAGGGAUCAACAAGGUCAUUUUUCCGAAGAAGCUCAAAGGCAACAUCGAAGCCCUUGUCAAGGGACUUUGCAACGCAUCUCCUAGCGAGCGAUUGCCGAUGAAGAAAGGAGGCACACAGAACAUCAAGACGCAGGCAUGGUUCAAUGGCUUUAACUGGGAGGAUUGCGCCAACUUCAUGAUGACCGCGCCGCACAUUCCGAUGGUGAAGGGCAAGAAGGACAUUGCAAAUUUUUCUCCGAACAAGGAAGAUAUGCCACCACAGAUUCCUUAUAAGGAUCCAAAGACAGGUUGGGACAAGGACUUUGCAACGUCCACAUGA
Symbiodinium sp. CCMP2592 is the source of this 2280-nucleotide messenger RNA. The record is from the annotation of a GenBank genome assembly. Lineage: Eukaryota; Dinophyceae; Suessiales; Symbiodiniaceae.